AGCUGACAAAAGCAGCAGAGACGACGCAGCAGUGGGGAGUGACAAGAAGAAAACAAAACAGAUCUGCUUCUUCACAAAUCACGAGUAAAACUUAACGAGACUCUCAACAAGAUCCUACGGUUGAAUUUAUUCGCAUUCAAAAAUGGCUUCUUUAUCAAUGAAGCCGCCACAUACUUUAACGAUGUUAUUUGCAGCUUUUGUGCUCAUAGUUAGCAUCGCUAGCUUCGGGGAAUGCCAAACUCCAACAGCUCCACCUCCACCUUGCUCUUCAUAUUCAAGCUGUGACACAUGUGUUCCUCAUGCAAAGUGUCUUUGGUGUUUUGCCACAAAUAACUGCACUGAUUACCCUGUGACUUGGCUAUUUCCUCCGGCUUCAGUCUGCAAGCUGGCCGACGCUCGCUGGGGAGUCUGCUGGUUGAACUUUGAGGCCCUGGUCAUCACUCUUGGAGUCUUGGGAGGAGUUAUUGUUUUGGCCAUUGUCUCCUGCUGCUGCUACUGCUGCUGCUGUAAGAGUAGUCAUUCCAGGCUUGACAGAGAAGACGAGCAGUACGCCCGGAGGAGAGAGGAAAGCCGGCAGCGCUCUGAGGAACGGAAAACCGAUCGGAAGGCGAGGCAUGAUGAAAUUCGCAGGAAGUACGGUUUGAUGGGCGACCCGGACCACCCAUACAGCAAGUUUGAAAAUGAGUAAGCCAGCAGCCAAAGUGUCAGUGGAAACAAUUGUCCUUCUUUUUUUUAUGUCUUGGACUGAUGUCUGCCUUUUUCUAAAACCAUUAUAUACUGUAGCUGUAAGGAACAAAACUAAAUUCUGUCUCAUUUUCACUUUUUCCAUGUAUAAUAUUUUUGCCUUUCUUAUUGAAGAUGCUGUGUUGUGUAUUAAAUGUUUCGAAGCUCUUUUAAACUUUUGAUCCAAAAUAAAUAUUAAGUCUUUUUUAAAAACUGCAUAUUAAGAAGUAGUUUCAUAAUAGCCUUUGCACUAUGCCAGAAAGAUGAUGAUGAUGAACAGUGAUUGUACAUAAUGUGCUGUGACAUUCAAAUAAACAAAAUAUUUUAGGAUUUUGUUUUGUUUGUUUGACUGUUCUGUGAUAAUGAAGCUUGACACGGUGGGUGAUGGCAGGUAAUGUGUGUAUUUGCUCCUGCUAAUGAGUGUUGGACCUAGAAGUAACAACAGCAAGACGUAACAUAACCAUUUGACUCAUUUUAUUAUAGAACCUACCUACCGAUAAAUGACAAUAAGAUUAUUUCUUUAUCAACCGCCAUAUAUGCCAGUCUAUUUUAGGGAAUGAACAAAACAUUGUAAAGACUUAAAGUGUAGUGUUUUCUAAAUUCCAAGUAUUAUCAUGAUGUAUACUGUAAAUAUUGUAAAUGAAUCCCAUGUUUGAGUGGAUGUUUUGUGAGUUUGCAUAAGUAGCUAUAUAGACUUAUGCUUUGAGCUUGUAGUGUUGACACUGCAAUCAAAUUACAACUACUACUGUAUAUUUUUUUUACUUGUAUAAAUAGUAUGAUUCGUCAUUCCCAACUGAACCCUCAUCUGUAACUCAUGAUUUGCUUUUUCCUUCACAUGCAGGUGAAGUAUCCUCAAACGGCCUAUAGGGGGUGGUUUAAGCACCAAGUGAACCCUGUAUUUCUGCACUGACACUGACUCCUCCAGCAGUAAGAAGUCUUACCUCCCUGACAUCUGCUUCUACACCUCUUUACCCCUCUUUCUCCUCGGUGCUGCAGGUGACUUUUAAACUGUUAUUCUUGGCUAUAAACAACAGCCCACACCUCUUACAAAGUGGGUUUAGUGCCUGUCGAGGAUCGGGUUACAUGCAUCAUUACCUAUGCUGCUAUAAUAAAGAGCCAUUUCAACCUAAUAAAGCCACACAUUUGUCUCAAUUAUCUCUGGCUCCAGUCAAAGCAAUUAGGCAGAGCAGUGAUAAAGCCGCCUGCAUUACUAACAUACACUCUGACUCUGCCCCACCGUAAGUGCUCUUCAUGUGCCUAUGCUGCCUGAUGCAAUUAGCAGAAGUAAGUUUAAGUUGUGUUCAUACAAUAUACUUUUUAAUUACUGCUUACAUUUUCUAAGGGUCACUGUCCAAUUUGGGUUUAUAUACAAUAUUUUAUAUCCAGUUUCCAUCUACAUCUUUCUCUGAUUCCUGAUGCAGUUGUUCUGGGCUGUAGUAACGAUGCUCUCCACUACAGACAGAUACAGCCUCAAAUGCGUAUCACAAAGGUCAGAGAUAUUCUGGCCCCGUGAAGCAGGACCUGGAUUACUACAGUCCCAUACAAUUAAUCCCACUCAAAUCCCCAGAUCGAGAUGUCAAAGUUAACCAGCAGAGGGUGAUCUCAUUAGGGCACAGUCAAGUUUCCCUUGGAGUAUGCAUAUAUCCUACUUUUAUGCUUUUAUGUUUGAUGUUAUAUUGUUAAAUUAUGUCAUGUAUUACAAGUUUAAGUAUUGUUCCAUUAAAAAGUGAUGUUAAACC
This is a messenger RNA of Periophthalmus magnuspinnatus, 2462 nucleotides long. Its product is annotated as pituitary tumor-transforming gene 1 protein-interacting protein. Gene Ontology annotation, biological process: protein import into nucleus. The transcript is spliced from 7 exons. Gene Ontology annotation, cellular component: nucleus; cytoplasm. The record is from RefSeq and is a predicted model, not a curated record. The coding region runs from base 143 to 688 and encodes 181 amino acids. Lineage: Eukaryota; Metazoa; Chordata; Actinopteri; Gobiiformes; Gobiidae.